AUGUCCUCAACUGUCGAAGCAGCAUUCGCGGAUCUGAACCAUAGAACAUUCAAAGGCGAGUUGCCAAUGCAAUCAGAGAAAGAUAAAAAGCAAAAAAGGAAAUUAAUUUACCUCAAUGACUGCCCAGAUUGGGAUCACAUGCCAACUCUGCACAGAAUUAUAAUACCCUUAUUAAAAACCGGUAGUUUACUCAAAGGCUCUCGUUGCGGCGAUUACUUUAUUGUAGUUCGCGAGACUUGCGCCUUCGAUUCAAUUACUCAAAUAGUAACAAACGCAAUAGCCACAAAUCCCACUUAUGCCGACAUUGUUACAACUGAACAUAACAAUUUUUGCAAUUCUAUUCGAGAUCUUCAAGCAUAUGAUACUGAAAUGGAUCUUGAAAAGAAUUCAGAGCAGGAUCGUUUAUUGAACGUCUAUGACUUAUCCCCAGCUAACAAAGGAGCUUCUUACAAAUUACUGCUGAAAUCCAUGCUAUCCAACGAUAUUCGCACUUUCAAAAACACUCUGGACAACAGACAACAACCAAAUGUCUUGCAUGUCAACUAUGUCUAUCCUAACGAUUCCGAAGAAACGUUACUCGAUAUAGCUAGUAAAUCUGGUUCCACGGAGUUUGUAAAACUUUUACUGCACGAAGGGGCAAACCCGAACAGGAUACCCGAAAUGUACAAUGACGCUCCUAUUCACUUUGCUACCGAAGGCGGACACGUGGCCACAUUGGAAGUUUUGCUAGCGGAACCAACGAUAAAUCCAAAUCUCGAAGCGGGACGGCAAACUGCCUUGCACAUCGCGGUAAAAAAGAAUGACCUGACCUGCGCCGAUCGGCUGCUGAAUGCAGGUGCCAGCGCAAGUAUUCCGAAUAACACGGGCCUGACGGCCCUCCACUUGGCGGCGAUGAAGGGCCAGUGCAACAUGGUGAAACUGAUACUAGGAAACAGCCAACAGUGUCCAGACAUCGACACCUACAAAGAUUACAACGACCAGACGACGCGAGAGGUGAUUCAGUAG
Messenger RNA from Vollenhovia emeryi, 1005 nucleotides. RefSeq names its product delta-latroinsectotoxin-Lt1a-like. Gene Ontology annotation, molecular function: protein binding. Bases 1 to 1005 code for a protein of 334 amino acids. The transcript is spliced from 2 exons. Lineage: Eukaryota; Metazoa; Arthropoda; Insecta; Hymenoptera; Formicidae. The record is from RefSeq and is a predicted model, not a curated record. Gene Ontology annotation, cellular component: cytoplasm.